Molecule: messenger RNA, 728 nt
Organism: Photinus pyralis (common eastern firefly)
Lineage: Eukaryota; Metazoa; Arthropoda; Insecta; Coleoptera; Lampyridae
Product: glutathione S-transferase 1-like
Exons: 3
Coding region: 42-692 (216 amino acids)
Biological process (GO): glutathione metabolic process
Molecular function (GO): glutathione transferase activity
Source: RefSeq, a predicted model, not a curated record
UUAUAUUUCACAUUCAGUCGUUAAUCGGAAGUGUUACGAAGAUGGCACCAAAAUUAUUUUAUACGGAGCUAAGCCCGCCUGCACGUUCAACUUUAUUAACGGCCCAAGCAAUUGGAUUAGACUUAGAUUUGAAAAAUGUCGAUCUUUCGGUUGGGGAACACAUGGCACCGGAAUAUUUAAAGAUGAAUCCCCAACACACAGUUCCCACCUUAGACGAUAACGGGUACUUCCUCUGGGAUAGUCACGCCAUCAACAUGUACCUCGUCGGCAAGUAUGCCAAAGAUGAUUCCUUAUACCCGCGGGACCCUCAAAAGCGAGGAAUCGUCGAUCAAAGACUGUUCUUCUGUGCCUCCGUUGUUCAAGCACGCUUGGCUGCGAUUGUUGGGCCAAUACUUAGACAGGGAGAGAAGACUAUUGCACAGGAAAAAAUCGACAACGUUCACAUCGCCUACGAUUUGCUCGAGAUCUUUUUGGGCGAUCACGAUUAUGUGGCAGGGGACUCGCUUACCAUUGCGGAUUUGAGCAUUGUUGCGCAUCUUGCGUCCCUAUCGGGCCUAAUACCUAUCGCGCAAAAUAAAUAUCGUAGACUUUCGAAGUGGAUGCAUCGAAUGCAGCAGUUGCCUUACUACGAGGAAGCCAAUCAAGUUGGUUCAGAUAAAUUGGUCGGUUUUCUUCAAAGUAAACUCGUCUAAUUAUUAACUCUUUAAAAUACAGAUUUUAUUUAUUUA